This is a messenger RNA of Neospora caninum, 2271 nucleotides long. RefSeq names its product Metallo-beta-lactamase family protein, related. NCBI's taxonomy places the organism in Eukaryota, Apicomplexa, Conoidasida, Eucoccidiorida, Sarcocystidae. The record is from RefSeq and is a predicted model, not a curated record. The transcript has 4 exons. Bases 1 to 2271 code for a protein of 756 amino acids.
AUGCCGGUCGAACGCGUGGCAAGAAAACCCGGAGGAGGCGACAGGGACGAGGGCCACCAAAGCUGCGGCCUGUCCCCGUCUGUGGAAAAACGCCCCUCGAUUUCUCCCGGCCCCUGUCCGCUAUCUGAGUUUCCGUCUUGUUCCUUGACCCCGCUAUUCGCGGCGAUCUCCCUGCCUGACGAAGACGAGAUCGAAACCUCUCUCCCCGCCACGUUCGCUGGAGGGGAGGCCUCGGCUGAGGCAGAGGUUGGUCUCCCCGCGCCCCAUGCGUCUCUUUCCCCCAAACCGCGACCGCCUUCUGCCGACGGUCUUUUGUUUCUCGGCACAGGUGUCUCCUGUGCGCUUCCGCAGCUCGGCCACGUGCUGCCCAUGGCGUCGCCCUCGCACCCGUUCUUCCCCUUCCUCCGCGUGCCUGUGGACCAACUUCCGUCGACUCGAGUUCUCCACCGCUUGGCGGCGCAGCAUGCCCACCAAGCUCGCGGCGCGACAGACGCACGCCACGUGCCUGGCCAGGCGUCUGCCGGGAUUCCCGGGACGGUGUGCCGCGAGAAACAGCAAACUCCAGACGGAUCCACGAACAGCGGACCGUCGUCGCCUGCGGCCUCCGGCGCCGUUCAAACCACGGAGACGGAGGAGCCCUCCGCGGCAGGCGAAGGAGCGACGCGGGCGUGGUGUUCUGGGCUGAGCGAAUGUGGAGAGAAACCGGCGCCAGCUGAAGAGGGCGGGUACGGCGUGGCCUGCGUCUCAUGCUUCCUCAGUUGGAAGAAUGGCCGAGAUGUGAAUCACCGGAACAACGUCUCUGCUGUUUUGCGCAUUGCCGGGAAGUCGCUCCUCAUCGACUGCGGAAAAACCUUCCGAGAAGCUGCUCUCGCGUACUUCCCGCUUAACCAUAUCUCAGCCCUCGACGCCGUUCUGCUGACCCACGACCACCAGGAUGCAGUCGGCGGCAUCGAUGACUUGCGUGAUUUGCAGCGCUUCACUAGGCCGACGCUCGCCGUUCCCGCGUGUGCGUCGACGUCCGCUCUCUCGACACAGGAGCCCGCUGGGCUCCAGCGGGCUGCGUCUUCUCCGACGCCGAACAGUGUGAACAGAGCCUCUCCCGCUUACCCGGCUGCCGGGAGUUUGUGGGGUGCCGAGCAACACGGCAUGCUAAAUCCUGGGGACCGCGUGCGCGAGGCCCUGCGCAAGUCCCUUGGGUAUCGGCCAGAAAGCCUUCUCCACUGCUACGUGGGUCCGCGAACGCUGCACUCGCUCUGCAGCAAAUUCAAGUACAUUGUGCAGACGUCUUGGCGGAUGCAAAAGGCGCUGCUGGACGCGAGGGACGAGGAGCCGCCGAGGCCUGCGGCCGCUGCGGCCGGGAGGGAGAUGGAGGGAAAGAAGAGAAGACUCGACAAGGAGGCGACGCAGGCAGCGGCGCGCCUGCCGUGCCACAGCGACGCCACCGUUCACGAGGAAGGCGUGCCAGGCUUGUGGUCUUUCGUCGACUCGACAGAUGCGCCUGUUCUGCAGCGGAAGGUCGCGUGUCUUGCCUUUCAUCUGCUCAACGACAGAGCGCCUUCCCCUUCAGUUCCCACCGCACCUUCCUCUUUGUCUACUUCCUCUUUGUCUCAGCCUUCGCUCCAGGAACGGGGCAAGGCCUCCUCGAUCGCGCUCGCGUCUUCGGCCUCCGCGCCGGCGUCGCGACAGGACGCCCCGGACACCCAGAGCGCUCCGAGAGAUCCUGCCCCAGCAGGAGGCGCCUCGCUCUCCGGCGAUGGCGAGGCCGAGGCCGAUUUGAACUGCAUGUGGAGGAGACUGCCUCCGCCCGUCUCAGAUGACGCAGGCUUCUCCACGCUUCGGAUUCCGGGCGUCCCCGUCCCGAUUCAGUCGUUCCCCGUCUACCACGGCGGCACGUACGUCUCCCUGGGCUUCCUGGUUGGGGAUAAGAAGCUCGUCUACAUUUCAGACGUCACGUCCUUCCCGACGCCUGUGCUGGAUCGGCUCCGCCAUCUCGACGACCUCGAAACCCUAGUCGUCGACGCGAUCGGAGAGAAGCUGCACAACGCCCACUUCUCUGUCCAGGAGGCCCUCGCCCUUGCCGUCCUCCUGCAACCAAGAAACGUCUUCCUUGUGGGGAUGUCGUGCUCGCUGGAGCACCGGAAAACGAACAGGCGCCUGGCCAUUUGGCUGCGCCUUCACCAGGAGGUGUACAGACAGCAGCAGGGAAGGGAGUCGCGAAUCGAAAGCGUGUCGCUCGCUCUGGACGGCCUCUUUGUCCCUAUGCGAUUUUGA